AUGAGGGAGAGGGAGAGGAGUGAGUAGAGGGAGGAGGGAGGAUGAGGCGUGAGGGACAUGAGAGGGAGAAUGGGAGCUGACCUCACGGAUCAGGAACUGGGGUGGUGGUGUCUGAGAGUCGACGGGAGGGAGCGCUACCUCUGCCUAGAGAGAGGGAAGAGAGAGGAUUUUAUGGGGGUGAGGAGGCCUUGCCUGGGGACAGGGACCAGGCCCUUCAGCAGACACCUGUCCUCCUGGUCCAGCAGGCUGGUGGAUGUACUGCUAACAAGAGCCCAGGUGACCUGUCAGGCCUCUCUUCUGAUGGCUGCAGCGGGGGACUGUACAGGGCCGGAGCCCGCUACGGUGGCCCUGCAGGGACCUCAUUAGGGACUGUUGUAUUCCACCUGCAGAGAAAAGACGGAGGGACGGAAGAAGGAACUCACCACGCCCACCUCCCACUGGCCAGCAGCAGCUCAACAUACACACAGACCUCUCCCUCUCGGUUUGACACACACACUGGCUCUCUGUCCCAGCUCAACACACAGACCCACAACCAGACAGAACGCACUGCCUCUCUGUCCCAGCUCAACACACAGACCCACAACCAGACAGAACACACUGCCUCUCUGUCCCAGCUCAACACACAGACCCACAACCAGACAGAACACACUGCCUCUCGGCUGGACAGACACAGACGCAGCCAGGCUGUACGUGGCCUAUCGCUAGCGGCCUUGGAGGGCCAGUUCAGUCGUGGCGUGAUGAAUCGAUCCAGGACCACGGUGGAGAAAUACGUGGAGGAAGAGGUGGAGGAAGAGGUGGAGGACACCCAGGCUGGGGCUAGGAGGGAGGAGGAGGUUCAGCAGGGCUUUAGCUUUAGGCUGGGUUCUCUGGUUAGCAGGGUGUCUAGGGGUGAGGAGGAGGCGCAGGAGGAGAGCCAGUUCUCUGCCUCUGGGCUGGGUGGUCUGGUUAGAAGGGUGUCCCGUAUAUCUGGGCUUGGGGGGGAGCAGGUGCUAGACUCUCCGGGGGAAGAGGGCUCUGUCUCUGGGAGGGGUUCUCUGGUCAGCAGGGGGGUCUCCUGGAUGUUCCCGGACGCGGGGCGUCUCUUGCGCUGCUCCCCCCCGAGAGUCCUGCAGCAGGUCUGGGACAGCACAGGAGUUCUGCAGCCUGGAGCUAGAGGAAGGGCUGGAAGUCUGCAGCCUGGAGCCUGGGGAGGAGCCAGCUCCAGCUGGUCAAGUCAGGUUGUCUCCAUGGUGAAGGAGAAUCGGGUGCUGUCAAUGGUCAAAGACAGCCAGGUCUUCUCAUUUGUCAGAGAGAGUCACAUGUUCUCCUAUGUUAAAGACAGUCAGGUGUUCUCUAUGGCCAGUGAGCUGCCAUUGGUGCAACACUUAAACACAGCGCUAACUCAAGACUUCAGGAGCAUUCCCAUUGCGCUCACUCAGGAUCUUCAGCCAGUGGAGUCAACUGGAAUACAGCAGAGAGCUAUUGUCCUCAACACAGCACCAAAAAUAAACCUUACAACCCACAAUACUGUCCUCAGCCCAGCAACAAGCCUGUACCUAGCCCAGAAUGCCAUUGAGUUCCCACAUAAACAGAACACCGGUAAAGAAGUGGAUCGGAGAACAGGGGAACAGAAUCUCAUCAGAAAACUGGAGUGGACACCGGUGCCGGAGGGCAGAGAGGAUGCUCUAUCUACAUCAGAGGAACAGAGUAUAACCAAGGAGGAGCUGUGGUCUCCAGAGGACCAGAUAGAGGAGGACCCACAGUGUGUCACCGAUGGAGCCAACGGCAGCAAGCCGCAGUCCCCUCCAGAGCAGGGGGACAACGCCAGGUCUGCAGGUCCAGAGAAGAGCUCUGUGCCUGGGCAGAGGACUGAGGGUGUCCAGGUAUAUUACCAGGUGUGUUUCUUCUGCAUAUUAUAAAAUGUACAAAGUGUAUCAAAUAAUUCAGCCUUCGAUGUUGCUUUAGUCAAAUGAACCAUUUCUCGCUCUUUCUCUCAGAGACUGGUGGAGUUCCCAGGGGCUCUGGUUAAACUCCAGUCCCUUCCCGUGUCCACCCUCCUGGGCUGUCUCCAAUCCGUCCUCCCCUCUGUCUUAACCUCUCAGAGACUACUGGCUCUCUGCUGGCUGGGCGUGGCCAACUGCAGCCAGCCCCGCCCACACCCUUCCCUCGUUCUCCUGUUGGAGUCCUGCCUCUACGCCCUGACCCUUGACCCCGACACGCCCGAUCAGACUAUGCCUCUGACAGUGUUCCAUCACCUUCCGCUGCUGCAGAUCAAGGAGAUCCAGGUAGGCCAACAAAUAAAUAAAAUAUAUGUUAUUGUUCUGCCAAUUUUAAAUAAUUUACCUAUUUUCUUUUAUUAAAUAUAGUUAUCCUCAUCAUUAUCAUCAGUAUUAUCACCAUCAUCUAGAUUUUCCUAAUUAUAUAUCCAUCGGUCUAGGUGGGUUUUGGCGGUCAGAGCCUACGCCUCACGGCCUCCAGUGAGGAGAGUGUCCUCACUCUCUACACCCACAGGUAAAGGAGAGGACCACAGUGCUCCACUCUUAUCCUCUAGCCUAGAGUACACAGAUGAAAAGGUGCUUGGAGCCAACAGUUGAUCGCGAUCGAUCGCCAAUCAGUCUCACAUUAUUAUUAUAUAUAUAUUUUUAAAGUAGGCUAUUACUUGAAUAAAAGUAGGUUGUAAAGUAGGUAAUGUCUUCGUGUGGUCUACUAAGACACGGGGUUGCAUUUAUUGUCCUGAAUCUUGCCAUGGAGGCAACUCUGCACAGAGUGGUCACUAGCUGGCAUAGCCACAAAGUCAUAAAAUCUGAUUUUCAACCUAACCUUAACCACACAGCUAACCCUAAUGCCUAACCCUAAUGCCUAACCCUGACGUUAAAGUGGAACUGACCAGCGUUUUAGCAACAUGAAAUCUUAUCAAAAUCUGUUCCAAUACGCCACAAGAGGUUGGUGGCAGCUUAACUGGGGAAACGGGCUCGUGGUAGUGACUGGGGCUGAAUCAGUGGAAUGGUAUCAAAUACAUCAAACACAUGGUUUCCAGAUGUUUGAUACCAUUGCUCUGUUCCGGCCAUUAUUAUGAGCCUCCACUGAUAUUCACCCUCAGGAAGAAUGUCACUUUUUAUUUUAUUUAUUUUUUACAUUUUCUGACAAGCGAGCACUUAGAUAUAGUCAUUUUCACGUUUUCAUCAAUUCUUAGAAUGUUUGGGAAUGACGUAUAGUAAGGCCUUUUGUGAACAUUCUAUAUCAAUAUAGAGGAAAAAACAGAUGUGCAUUUGGACAAUUAAUAGACACUGCAGUAAAUAAAACCUAAUAAAAACAUCUGUCUUGUCCAAGACCGGAGUCUACGCAGACCGGUGCGCCAUAGCCAGUCAGAGCUACACUAUGCAAAUAAGCCAUUUGCCACACGGGCCUGCCAUCAUUAACUUUGAACUGGUCUGUGUGUAUACAAGCAGUAGCAACAGCGCAAAUUUAAAUAAUUAGAACGCAUUUGACAAAAGCCACAAAAUACACCCGACUGGAUUUCUGCAAAUAUAUAUAUAUAUAUAUAUAUAUAUAUAUAUAUAUAUAUAUAUAUAUAUAUAUAUAUAGAUAUAUAUAUAUAUAUAUAUAUAUAUAUAUAUAUAUAUAUAUAUAUAGAUAUAUAUAUAUAUAUAUAUACCAUGGGAGUCCUUUUACAUUUGGGAACUUCAGUCCUAUUGAUCAAACAACCAUGAAACGGUAGGCUAUCUCUCACUCAGUUGCCUAUGCACAUAAAAAACAAGAUCAGCAACUAAUGCUAGCCAGAGCGAGAUGAGCUAAAAUCUAACGAGGCCUCAAACUUUUUCAGCUAGUUGGCCGUCAAAAUUGCACUGAUAAACAAUGGGGAAAAGUAGCCUGCUCGCCCUUCUGCAGCUUGCCUGGCAAUGCAUGCUUCUCCCAACCCACGUUUUGACAACUGAAUGGGAACUUGCCUUGCCUGCCCGCCCAUUUGAUCGAUGCCAAAUACAUUUGAUUGACAACUAAGAGAUAUGCUAACUGUGGAUAAGUCAUUCAGCAUAGCUAGCUAGCAAAGCUAUUCACAUUUCUUGCUAGCUAACCAAAUGACACCUGUAUCUAGCUGUAGCCACCGAAAACUAUAUGGAGGAAAAGUUGGUCACUCACCCACUCCUACAAUGACAUGACAUCCUCACAGCAGCUAGCUAGCUAAUGUUAGACUCCGUGUUACGCUAGCCCAGGGUUGUCAAACUCAAUAUUGAAAAAAACACAACGAAUUCGCGGGCCAGACACAUCCUAUUUUUUGUUUUUACAAAAAAAAACAUGCAACCCAAACUAGCCAUUGUUCUAUUCGAAAAAGAUGUCCCUUUUUUAUAGUGUCCACAUACACUACAUCACCAAAAGUAUGUGGACACCUGCUCGUCGAACAUCUCAUUCUAAAAUCAUGGGCAUUAAUAUUGAAACUGAAACGGUGCAUCCUGAAUGGGUGGAAGAUGUACCAGGCCAGCUCUGAUUUACAACCUGAUGGCAAUAUUUAUUUGGACUACAAAGAAAUGUAUUGGUGAAUUAUAUGAAUCAUGCAUUUAUCUGCCUCCAUCUAUUCUGCCAACAAUGUCUUACUGUACGUCUUGGAAUUUUUUGUCAAAUAGAACCUAUUUUUAAAACCUCUUUAUAAAGUUGGUUUUGAAGCAAAACUGGGAAUUUGAUAUUUUUGACUGAUAUUAUGAUUGUCUGUUUUGUUUCAUAUCUGCAAGGUAGUGAAAAGGCUGUCAGUUCCACUUUAAAUUAACACCGAAAAGCUCAUUUUUCUUUUCAUGAAUUUUUAUCAAAUUCUGACUUUGCAGCUGGCCUAUCUAGCAGAAAUCUCUCAGUUCUGCCUCCAGAUUCAUGACAAUAAACGUCAACCUGCUACUAAGACAUGCUACUUGAAUAAGAGAGAAACAUUUUGAUCAAAGCUUCAAUUGCACCCUCUGCUGUACCUCCACACCCCACAGCCAGACCUUCACCCAGUCCCUCACCCUCACCCUGCUAGGGGUGGUCUCCCCUGGGGACCAGCGAGUGGCACAGCACCCCCUCCUGAAGGAGGACCUGAUGGAGCUGUCACUGAACUGGAAGGCCCAGGUACCUGACCUGCUGUUGGGUGCUGGGCUCAGGCUGUCUGGUCAGUUCCACAAGACCCUAGCUGACCUGGUGUAUCUACUGCAUGGCAACAUGGACAGGUAGUAGUAGUAGUAUUGUAUUCGUAGUAUUGUUGUUGUUGUUGUUGUAGUAGUAUUGUAGUAGUGUUUGUUGGUCUUGAAAGGAUGGCUCAUAUUAUAGCUCUAUAUUUUGUCUAUUUCAGGGAAAGGAAGUCAGUGUGCAGAUAAGAGCUGAAGACGUAAAAUAAAACUCAAAUGUUUGUCUGUCUUUUCAGAGAGAAGCCUAGUCUGGGAGAGAUCAGAGUGCUGCUCUACACUAGCGUUGGUGUGACAACGACCCCUGACCCCAGACCUGACCCCUGGUCCCAGCUCCUCCUCACAGACACACACCUGGGACUGGUGCAGGUACAUGAUCAAAUACAUUUUAAUAAUAAAUGAACACAUUCCUUCAUUUAUGCAGGAAGAUGCCAUGCACUCACUCACACUUUCAAAUGUGUCAAGAUUCAUUCAUUCAUUCAUCCAUCCCUCCCUUCAUGCAGGAGAAUGCAGUGUUCCGCCCAGCUCCGCGCCACCUCCCCCUGCUGUCCCGCCAUGCCCAGUUCCAGGGGGUGGCCCUCCGGUGCCGUUCUGACAUCCGCUGUUUGAUGGUCCGAGAUGAGGCCGGGAAUGAAGGUAUUUCAUUUCAUUUAUCUGUCAAUAAAACAGUUUUUUUAACCACAUGUCGAUGCAGUCCAUUUUUUUAAAUCAUCAAGGAAAAACACUAAAAACGUGUUUAGGUUUACCAAUUAAAUUAUUUGGAGCAUAUAUAAGAGUGUGCUUUCUUUUUUUAUUUUGAACACACAAAAAAAAAAAGUUUAACGUAUUUUGAUUGUGGUCUUAGGUGGGGCAACCAGACUGGACAUCAUCCUAUGUCGGAGGACCAGGGGAGAGAGGUGGGACAGGCCUAGGGGACACCCUGACAGAAGAGGCGCUGCUGCUGUAAGGAAGGCCGGAGCCGCCGGAGCCGCCGGAGCCGCCGGCGCCGCCGUCCUGUCCUCUAAUCCAUGUGCUCCGCAGCAGCUGCAGGAGGCAGAAGUGUGGAAAUUACAUUUCAGCUGCUCGUCGGAGGCCGCCUGUCUGAUUAAUCACUUGUCAAACGUCUGA
This is a messenger RNA of Coregonus sp. 'balchen', 6230 nucleotides long. NCBI's taxonomy places the organism in Eukaryota, Metazoa, Chordata, Actinopteri, Salmoniformes, Salmonidae. The record is from the annotation of a GenBank genome assembly.